UUAAAGAGAAGGGAAAAAUAAAUAGAUAAAAAGAAAAUAAAAAUCUUGCAAACUCCUCUUAUCCAAGAGGGCAAGGCCACAUCUUCUUUCUCAUCAAAUAUUAUCCUUUCCUAGUACUCCAUCAAGAGUAAGAAGAAGAUAUGGCUAUGAAGAAUUGUUUUCAAGUGAGUACUACUGUGUGCACUAGUGCUAGAGCUGGAGUAGUUUUUGCUCCUGUAGAGAAGCUUCAUUUGCCAACUUCUUGUAAAGGACUGAAUCUAUCCAAUUUAUCAUUGUCUUCAUCAUCUUCUUUCUUUGCCCAUUCACUCACUCUGAGAGGCAGAAGCCAAAAGUCUCGCAUCUUCUGCAAAGCUCGUGAAGCUUUAGAUGAAGUCCAAGUAGUGACAGAUUCAAGCUGGGACAAUCUUGUGAUUGCCAGAGAAACCCCCGUUCUGGUGGAGUUUUGGGCACCCUGGUGUGGACCCUGUCGGAUGAUAGCGCCGGUUAUCGAUGAAUUGGCAAAAGAAUAUGCCGGAAAGAUUGCGUGUUUCAAGGUAAAUACCGACGAGUCUCCAAAUAUUGCCAACAGGUAUGGAAUAAGGAGCAUUCCAACUGUGCUGUUUUUCAAGAAAGGUGAGAAGAAAGAAAGUGUCAUCGGAGCAGUGCCCAAGACUACCUUGACUAGUACCUUGGAGAAAUAUUUAGAUGCUUGAGAAGACAAUUUGGACAACUUCAAAUUGUACCUGGUUAUGGUAUAUGUUCAUUUCAUUGACCAUAUUCAAAUGACUUGUACUUAAUGUAGAUGUCUCUAUGAAUAUAGUUCUCCAAAUGAUCUGAAUUAUGAAAGUUUCAUACAGCAGAUCCAUCAUUUACCCGCACCCAUCAAAUAUGCCCCAGCUCAUUUGGGUUA
Hevea brasiliensis (rubber tree) is the source of this 889-nucleotide messenger RNA. RefSeq lists its product as uncharacterized. The record is from RefSeq and is a predicted model, not a curated record. Gene Ontology annotation, cellular component: cytoplasm. Gene Ontology annotation, molecular function: oxidoreductase activity, acting on a sulfur group of donors, disulfide as acceptor; protein-disulfide reductase activity. NCBI's taxonomy places the organism in Eukaryota, Viridiplantae, Streptophyta, Magnoliopsida, Malpighiales, Euphorbiaceae. The transcript has 2 exons. The coding region runs from base 141 to 692 and encodes 183 amino acids.